ACCGCGCAGACCAUCUGAUCCGCCAUGUUCGAUCGCACACCCGCGAAAGGCCAUACGUCUGCCAUGUGUGCAACAAGGGCUUCGCCAGGCCGUAUGCUCCCCGUCGGCGUCUCGUGCUAUACUAACCGCAUCCCAUCAGGGACCUGAUGAAGCGGCAUGCCGCGGGUCAUGCCCACCCUCGCGAUGGCAAGCGGAAACGUCCCCCGUCGUAUGCGAAGAGCGGACGGGUCUCGCAGGCUUGUAAGACGUGUGCCACGUCCAAGCUGAAGUGCGACGAGGAGAAGCCGUGUCGACGCUGUCGGGAUAAGAAGCUCGUCUGCGAUUGGCAUGGAGGGCUGGAUGAGAUGACGCCUGAAUCGCCUGGCCAGGGUUCAUCUUACGAUGACCCUGAUGGUCAACCCGAAUAUCCCGAUCCCGAGGCACGGGUGUUCUCGCCACCGGUACCGUCACUAGGCAACUUUCCAGCUUCGGUUGAGAAUCCUCCCCAGUCUGCUACUCCGGAUUUUCAGAUGAAUGGUUAUCUGCCUGAAACACAAACAGCGCAGGAUCCUGUGUCAGCAAGCUAUGAUGCAAUAUCUCCAAUGCUGGACCACGAGAGCGGCAUCUUCAGUGUUGAUGGCACGUUCUUCCCCGAGUUCAUCCCUGAUGCGCUCAUUCCAUCACUGUCCCGUCCCAACGAGCUGGAUCCGUCAAACCACACCCAGGACUACCUCCACAACCUAUUCGACCAUAGCAUGCAGUUCGAUUUCGACCUCACGGAAGUCGACUUUGGCCUCAUCGACUACUUCAACGCUCAAGGAACUACACAUCCUGCGCCCCAGCCCGAGGCACAAUCGGAUGUGGACCGCGGCAUUGCUCUCGGCGCAGAGGCGUACAAGCGCUCGUCGCUGUCCGCAUGGAAGCCCGCCCGGGAGGACCACGCCUUUGCCGACCAGGAUGAUCUUUCGGUCCCGGUGGCCAUCGACAGCCCCCGGUCGUCCAGAUCCGAUCGUCAGAUCCUGCCAGAGCGCCUGGCUUCAGGCAGUCGGGAUCUCAUUUUUGGCAUGGUAUUGCAGACCAGCGACAAGGCUAACUUGCCUCGCAUAAUGAAAUCUUUCCCGAGCACCGAUCUCAUAGACGGUCUGAUGCAGGACUAUUUCGCGCAGCAAAGCCGACAACUCGACUCGUUUAUCCACGGGCCAACGUUCCGUCCGAAUGAGCAGAGCGCGGACAUGCUGACUGCGGUGGCUGCCGCUGGUGCGGUCCGGUCGGCCAUUCCAACGAUACGCAAGCUGGGGUACGCGCUGAUGGAAGUCGCACGCUUGCACAUGUCCGUCCAGUAUGAGUCCGAUAACCGCAUCACGCGGGAUUUGCGGCCCUCCCAAACGUUUGCCUUGGUCAUAGACAUGGGCAUCUGGAGCGGGGACGGUCGAAGGACAGAGAUUGCCGAAAGCUUCCAGCAGCCGUUAGUGACUAUGCUGCGACGCGCCCUCCGGUUCCGCCGGUCUAUCUACUCUACCAUAGUCCCGAGCCUGGAUGAUAGCGACGAGGCAUUGGAGAAGAAGUGGCGUGCCUGGGUGGAGCAGGAAUCGUUCAAGAGGCUCGUCCACCAUCUUUUCUUACACGAUGCCCAAUCUGCGGUGAUGCUGAAUGUCAACCCGCUCAUCUCCUAUGCCGAGUUGGAGCUUCCGCUUCCAUCCAUUCGAGCUUUAUGGGACGCCAAGUCCGCUGCAGCGUGGCGAGAUGUAUAUAUUACCCUCGGGCUGCUUGGCACCGAGCGACAGCCGUCAUUAGUCGAUUGCAUGCGCGAUAUGUCCCGGUUACAGGGCGGCGUUGACACGCAGCUGGCCGGGUUCGUUCUUCUGCAAGGCAUCUCUGCAAUGGUGAGCGAGUACCAUCGCUUCAACUUCAUCUCCAAGGGCAGCUCCAAGCACUGGAACGCUCUGGUGACCAACUCCCGCCACCAGGAGCUAUCCCAAGCUCUGCAACGCUUCCGCAUGGUCGGCUACGAGUGGUCCGAACCCCCCCGAUCGGAAGUCUUCCUGGUAUACGAGAUGAUCUCGAUGUUACUGCACAUGUCGCUCGAGGAACUCCAACUAUUCGCCGGGAAGGAGGACAAAAGAGAAGCGCGCCGGGUAUACCACAGCGCCCUGGAGUGGAUCAACAGCAUCGACUCCCGACGUGCAGUCUGGCACGCAGGACAAGUUAUCCGGGCUGCCAAAGCCAUGCCCGCCGGCUCACUGACCGGCUUCCUGGCUGUGGGGGUAUACUACGCCAGCCUGGUGUUCUGGUCCUACAGCAUGGUGCUGAAAGCGAGGAAUGCCAAAUCCGGCAAUCCCCGUUCCUCCGGGCGGACUCCGCAGAGCAGCCCGACCGUGCUCCUGGAUGGCGAGGAGACGAUCAGCGUGCAGAAAUUCAUCUGUCUUGGAUGCGGGCGCCCGGCACUGCAGGGAUCCCAAGAACCGGCGUUUCUCUCCGACCCGGGCCAAACAAUGGAUAUCGCAAAGGGGCUUUUGCGGGCGGACGCCUCCCAGGAUGCUCUUCCUCCCCUGGUUCAGGGAUUGUGCCAGCUGAUGGGGGAUCUCGGGAAUGCAGCCAAGUCUGAUUGAGCAGAAGCUUGUGUCUACAAUACAUACUACUGUACAUGGCUCCUA
This is a messenger RNA of Aspergillus heteromorphus CBS 117.55, 2633 nucleotides long. Its product is annotated as putative C6 and C2H2 transcription factor RegA-like. Lineage: Eukaryota; Fungi; Ascomycota; Eurotiomycetes; Eurotiales; Aspergillaceae. Gene Ontology annotation, molecular function: DNA binding; zinc ion binding; DNA-binding transcription factor activity, RNA polymerase II-specific. The transcript has 7 exons. Gene Ontology annotation, biological process: regulation of DNA-templated transcription; DNA-templated transcription. The record is from RefSeq and is a predicted model, not a curated record. The coding region runs from base 147 to 2588 and encodes 813 amino acids.